AUGAUCAAGGCAAUCUUCUAUAGUAAAUUUGACACGAUAGAGGGGCCCAAAGUCGUCCAUCAAGUCCCCGACGGAGCUAUCGUGCCCUCCCCAACCGCGCCCUCACAACCACCCUUCCUCACUUUCUCCGAUGUCUCCUUCUUCGUGAUCCCCCGCCAGGAGCUCUGUGGGAACCUUUUGCAAGUCUGCACAAACGGAUAUCGUAUCCUGGGAUACCCAAUAUGCAUGAAGUCUGUGCGGUAUGACCGGAAUGAGUUCAUCUUCAACUUCUGCAUAGUCCUCGCAGAGGAGGACGACUUUAGCACGUAUAAGAGCGUGGUGCAGAAACUAGCAGAUCUAAUGCAUGGCCUAGAAGAGCAGAAUGGUUUCUUGUCCCGUGAUUUCUCGAAGAGUGGUGAAGGGAAGGUGUAUAGUCUCUGUGAGAUGUUGAUGGAGGACUUGAACAACUAUUGCGAGUGCAUGAUUCCCAUUGACGAUUUAAACACUCUGAAUAUCAAGCUUUUCCCGAUAUACCCUUCUCCCCCAGCCGUCAAGGCCUGGCAAGUGCCGCUCUUCACGUUGCGAUACCAGGCUUUCAUGGAUGAGAACUGGGAUUUGACCAUGCAAAGGAUUGUACCACAUAUCAACGGCGUCAACAGCGUCCGCAUCAUCUCCGUACUAGCAGACACAGACUUCUCCCUCACCUGCCGCGCCCUCCGACAUCUCCUCUACUAUGGCUGUCUAUUCAUCCUCGACAUCUUCUCCUUCUCCGCCAUCUACGCCCCAACCGCCCAGUUUACCGCAACAAUAGGCUCCGACGAAGCAAUGCAACUAGAAUGUGCCCGCUACGUAAACCUCCGCUUCGCACCACACCCAGCAACCGGACCCUCCUCCCCUCCACCCCCCAGCCUUAUCCCCAGCCCAAGCGCCAACGGCAGCACAAAUGGCAGCUUAAACGACAGCUCCGAAACAGCUCAGCUCUCCAGCUCCCUUACCGACCCAACACCUAGCCUCACACGGGAAGAAUCCCGCUUCGACGCCGAAGAAAUCUGGCCCCUCCUAGGCGCCGAAGAAAACUCUUCCACCUCCACCUCCCCAAAAACACCCCCAAACACGCUCCACAAACCAGCGAUCGUUGACGGCGCCGCGCUGGUCGAGCUAUACGCAAGCCUAAAACAAGGCCAGAGCGUCAAGCAAUGGUACGCAACGCACAGUCGCUCGCUAGCCAACAUUGACAUCCGUCGCUUCAUCACUUUCGGCGUGAUAAAGGGCUUCCUGUACCGCGUGCACAAAUAUGCCUGUGCAACGAGUCAGCCUGCCCCCCCGCCGCGUGCGUCCUCGUUCACGCCAACGGCUCUGUCGUCGCGCGUCAAUACCGGCACCAAUACACCCUAUGCGAUCUCUAGUGUGUCGGAGGACGCGUCUAUCUCGACGGCUGCGAGGAGGGAGUCUAGUCGUGAGCGGGCUGGGUCGGUGGUGAGUGGGGGUCGGAAUGCGAAUGGGAGUGCGGGGGCGCCGUCGGCGUUUUGGGACGAGGAGGAUGAGGUUGUCGGGGAUGAGGCUCUUGGGAAGUAUCUUGAUGAGGUAUCCCUGGGAGGUAUUGAUUCUUCAUAG
Messenger RNA from Penicillium roqueforti, 1593 nucleotides. RefSeq names its product nitrogen permease regulating protein NPR2. Lineage: Eukaryota; Fungi; Ascomycota; Eurotiomycetes; Eurotiales; Aspergillaceae. The record is from RefSeq and is a predicted model, not a curated record. The transcript is spliced from 5 exons. Bases 1 to 1593 code for a protein of 530 amino acids. Gene Ontology annotation, biological process: positive regulation of autophagy; negative regulation of TORC1 signaling. Gene Ontology annotation, cellular component: vacuolar membrane; GATOR1 complex. Gene Ontology annotation, molecular function: GTPase activator activity.